ACAGACGGCAGCAUCUCAGCCCCAUUCAAAGCCUGGCACCCGAGCAAUGUCUGAGGAGUGAAGAAACCUCGCUAUCGCCUGGGAGAAAAUAUGGAUACAUGGCCGCCGAGCUGGGACUAGAGAUGUAGUUGCAAGGAUGCCGGCCGACUGCAUCUCUCGUUUGCUCCUGUUCGCGUCGAUCUGCGCGGUUUGGGAGGCGCUGGCCAAAUCUCUUCCAGAUCAGGGAGCAUUUGAGGUGCAAAUAAAAGUCCAGGUGUUUGACAACAGCGACCUGUCGCCACUGGCCGACGCUCAGGUGGAAGUCCACGGGAAUCAAACCGUCUUAGCGUCCAGCAGAGCCGGCAGAGAUGGCGUCCUGAGGGUCAGCUUCCUGUACCGCGUGGGAACAUGGGUCAUCAUCACAGCCUCCAAACAAGACUAUGUCACCAACUCUGUGCCCUGGCACUCCAGCCGCAUCCCCUUGUAUGCAUCAGUCAGCCUGUACCUCCUCGUUCAGAGGCCAGGGACUCUUAUUCUGUAUGAUGAUGUCCUGCAGGUGCUGUCUGGGUCACCAGGAGCUCGUAACCAGCCGUUGGUGCAGCUCCAAAGGAAGUCCCUCCAGCUGCCCUCCAACUCCAACUACACGGCGCUGUCGGCCGCAAUGACCACAGCCAGGAGUCAGUAUGAAAUCGGCGGUUUCCCGUUUCUCCUGGGCCAAGAGACCAACAGCUCAGGUGCAGAAACAGGUUGGACAGACUUGACAGCUUUGGCGGUGGUCAGCAUUCAGCUCUUUGACAAAGAUGGUGUCGCAAUCCAGGUCUCGGACCCGAUCCACAUCUCUGUGCCGCUGCCGUCUGACACACGCAACAGGAUGGCCACAAGUGUACCUGCUUGGCUGUAUCAGCCUAAGACGGGACUGUGGGUUAGGAACGGGACGGGCUACAUCAAAAAAGAUGGCACACAGUUUGUCUGGAAUGUCGUGGUUCCUCAGAUGGGAUACUGGUUGGCUGCCUUCCCAUCAUCCUCAGGAUUGGGUUUGUCUCACCCGGGCCUGAGGGACAUCACCACCUACCACACCCUGUUCCUGCUCUCCAUCCUGGGCUCGUUGGCCCUGCUGGUGCUCAUCCUGCUCUGCGUGCUGCUCUACUACUGCAGGUGUGGGGAGCGUAGGCGCAGGCGGAAGUGUUUGAAACCUCGUCGACAACAAGGCAAACCCCACACUUCUAAUCUGAACGGAGCGAAGAGAGACCAGGGUACAUCUACGUCACGCCUAAACCUGAUCUGCGGAGGCCAUGUUGAAUCUGGUCCUUCUAAUGACAAAUCUGACAUGUCCCCAUCUCGAGACUACCAGAGUUCAAGGGAGGACCUAACCAAACAUGUCCCGGCUCACAUGCUGCGACACGCGAAGGCAAAAAAUGCCUCAGGUCCCCAACGAGGGGAAAGCUUCCCCAUGAAGGUUACACGUGCCACAGAGACCAACAACUUGGACAACCCUUUGCUGCAUGAAGACUACAACCGGAGCUACAGCCCCAUGGAGGGCAAAGAGUCUGAAUAUCACCGACACCAUAACGCCAAUGACAAUCGAGGGUACUCUUCCGAUCCCCCAUCUCCGCCUCGCUUCCAAGGCUAUGUGCCGAGCCAGUCUGACAAACCUCCAGAUUAUUCAGCAGCAGCAGCUGACAGCCUCGCCAGACCCACCUCCCUCAACACCCAACCAGGUCAAAUCAUCUUCUGCAGCUCCAUUGACCAGAUGAAGGAGAACAUGUACAGGAGUAUGGUGCCAACCCUGGUCAUUCCAGCCCACUACAUGCGCCUGCCUUCUGAGUUUUCUGGUAAAGAUGGAAAGGACCAGAAGGAGCAAGACAAAGAUGGUGCACAGAUGGGAGGAGGCCAGCAACAUCAUCACCACCACUCCCAGAAACAAGGCCAACAGCAGCAACAGCAGCAGCAGCAAGGUGGAUCCCAAGGUGACGACUCUGAGGAGCCGAGCUGGGCGUCCGACUCCUCCGGUGGACCUGUGACCAUCCCCGUGCUCUUCAACGACUCCACCAUGGCUCAGAUGAACGGAGAAUUACAGGCUCUGACCGAGAAGAAGCUCCUGGAGUUGGGUGUAAAACAACACCCAAGGGCAUGGUUCAUCUCCCUGGAUGGACGAGCUAACGCCCAUGUGCGCCACUCUUACAUAGAUGUUGGGAAUGACCUCAGUGGUGGUGGUGGUGGUGGAUUUGGAGGUGGUUCCAGCAGCACUCCGCGAGACAUCAACCUUGAACCCCCUCUGGAGGCUCAAGAACGAAAAUCAGCAGUGAACCGGAAGGGGAAAGAUGACCGCUGGGGAACGGGAGGACGGAAGGGCCAUGGUGUCAGCAGCGGCGGUGGGAAGAGUUACUCCAAGCUGGCCUACCCUGACCACAGCGAACCCAGCAGCAGCGAGGGACGCCCUGUCUCACCCGAGGAGAACUCCCUCACCCCUCUUCUGGAUGAAGGUCCUUCCUCCCGAGGAUCCACCAUCCCCAGACGAGGACGCAGUCGUGUGAACAGCAGCCGCAGCAGCAACAGCGAGAACCGCCGCGACUCCAUGACCAGUCCCGAGGAUGAUCCAGACGACAAAGACGAGAACAAGAAGAGCCCAUGGCAGAAGAUUGAAGACAGGCCUCUCAUGGUCUUCCACCCAAGGAAGUGAGCUUUUUUUGAACUUACGAAACACUGGGCCUUUAACAAUCUUUUCAAAGGGGAAUCUUUCCACAUCAAACAUGGGAGAAGAGUGAUGUUUUGACCGGGAGAAAUCACAAUAGCACAACCAUGCUUCACUGGUCCAUUUUUCAGGCUGUUGUUUGACUUGUGUUUCUGGUGAGGUGCUCUCGCACUUUCUGAUUACUCUCGUAGUCUCACUGUCAGUUAAUCCCACUGGUGUCCACUGAGAUGACCUAUUGUAGACCUGGAGAUCUGUCCAGUUUAUUGUGAAUCCUGUCACCUAUCACAUCACUGAACCAUCGUCUGAGCCAUUGCAUCUACCGACUGUGGAAAUAGCCAUUUUAUAGAGCAAAAUAUAAGAAUAAAGCACUUACUAAUGAUUUUAGAAUUGAUUGAUUGAUAAUUACCAAGUAUUUGGAAGUGGAUGACAUUUUUAUGGGAUUGAUGGGGAUUUAGGUGAAUUAGAUUUCCUUCCCAUGACUUACUCUACACAAAGGCUCAUAUUGAUGUUAGAAGAUGUGCGCCUGUGUUUGUUUGACUUCUCCCCUGUCAUAAACUGUAACUAGAAAAAGUUUCUUUUAAAGGAAACAUCUCCCCAAAGCCUGAAUAUUUAGGGAACCUAUCAAUUGUAUUGAUUAUUUUCUUUCUUGAGCCCCUGUGAACGGAUAAUGCAAACCAUACCACGUCUGACGCGACUUGCAUUUUGCUCCUUCAGGGAUGUACUUGAUUUCCUCUUCCUCCUGUACUGUGUUCAUGUGUUGUAAUUACUUAUUCAGAUAGUAAUGAUUUGAAAGCGUUGAGUAUCAUCUUCAAGUCUCUCUGUCAUCCUUUCUGUCAUCGAUUUAUCACAGUGAUCAACUGUACAAUUCUGCCAAAAGUAUGCAUUUCUGCCUUUUUCUCCUGUUGUUGAGAUAUCUUUUUUUUUUUGUGUGUGUAAAUAGAUUCCCAGACAUUUGAAAGACCGUUUGGUAUAGAAAGGUUGCAUGCAUAUGAAUGUAUGAAAUAAAGAAAAGGCAACAAAAGCCCCUGACAGUUCUUCGGGCUCUUGCGUAGACAACCCCCCUUAAUCGCCAAGAAACAUGGUCUAAAACAGAUAUGGCGCAGCAAAAACAUCACUUUACUUGAAGAUUUACCUAUUUAAUAUUCUACUGAGGUCUGCAGGGGUUGUUUGUAGACAGGGCCUGUACCACUUCUCUCCUGUAAGUGCCUUCUUUCACAUAGGAUCGAGUGAUAGGCAUGCAGGUCCCUUUUUUCAAAUGCAGUCAGUCGUCACCUAAACCACGCUGUCGAGAUUGACAGGCACUAAUAAGCACACUGCAUUGUGGUAACAACAGCAACAACAACAUGUCACUCUGGGGAGCAUGCCUGCCAAAACUGACAACUUUUCUUGCGGCUAUUACAUCCUUGGAUAUCUUAAUUUCUUAUACCUAUCCUCUUUUUCACCAAACUUGUAAAUGGUAUGAUGAACUAUAUGAGAUUUUAUGUCUAUACAGUAUGAUGUGCAUGUAACAUGUAGAAUAGGGUGUUUUUAAUGAAACCUUUUUUGAGGAUGUUUGGCACUUAAUGAUGAUGAUGCACUGGCGCAUUGAAUUGUGUUGCCAAAUGAACUUGGUUAUAUGAAGAUACACUGUUUUUUUCCCCCUUAAUCCAGUUCUAACAAAAUUCACUUCCGGUCGUAAAUGUUUACAACAAUAACAUACUGACCAACACGCUCCCGCUGUUACUAGCAUCACCACUGCCGGCGACGCAUCAGCAACUGUGAACUUAAUUAUGUCAUCUAGCAGAUUUGUAAAAGCUCACAAGUUUCGAACACUUGAAAAAGUUUGUGUUUUGUUUUGUUUUUGUUUUUGUUUUGUUGCAGAGUAAUAGGUUGAUUAUGAAGUGAAAAUCUUGAAGGCUGUAUAAAAGUCAUGCUGACUUCUUGCUCCCUUUUCACCAUUCGCUUGCUGUUCAUAAGCCUGUGUCAGUAGCCUACAGUACAAACUGAAAAUGUGAUGUUAAAGUCUAAGUCUGAAGAGUAACGCAGCCAUGAAACGAUUCCUACUGAACUGUUGUGUCCACUGCUGUAAAUGUACAUUUUUUUGGGGCCAGAUACGGAAUUACUAUGAGUUGUGCAAUUGUGGCUUUCCUUGCUUGUUUUUGUUUUUAUACACAAGAGAUCAGUGUUUCUCAGUAGAUUUUGUGAACUUGUGUUUGGACAGUUUCAGAGAGUAUUCAGUCACAGCUGAUUUCACCCCCCCUCGAGAGACACGUUUAAACCUGCUUUGUUGGAUUUUUUGAUUCUUAUGAAGGUCAGGAGGAUUGAACUGUAGGUCUUCAUCCUGUGCAGUAAAUCAUUUGCUUCAUAAACCUGGUCAGUUGUUUGUAAACUGUAAAUUGAUUCUUUCUGUACAUGAGACAAAAUAGAAAUAAAUUUGUUCCCACAGUC
Seriola dumerili (greater amberjack) is the source of this 5098-nucleotide messenger RNA. RefSeq names its product family with sequence similarity 171 member A2 (gene fam171a2). The record is from RefSeq and is a predicted model, not a curated record. Lineage: Eukaryota; Metazoa; Chordata; Actinopteri; Carangiformes; Carangidae. The transcript has 8 exons. Bases 137 to 2659 code for a protein of 840 amino acids.